AAAACAGGGAAUAAACUUCACUUCCAAUUCAACCUCUCCCCUCGACAUUUUUCUUCAACAAAUCCUCUCCUCCAAGCCAAGUCUAAACCAACACCCCUCUCUCUCUCUCUCUCUCUCUCUCUCUCUCCUCUGAAUGUUUCCUAUAAAAUCCAGUCAACUUCAACCAUGUCUUCCCAAUCCCAACCACCUCAUUCACCUCGUGCACCUCGCCUCCACUCACAACCCCACACGUGUACUUUCCCCAUUAAUUAAUCACAAACAAUUAAACAAAACAACCUGUCCCCGCCCUCCACACCAUCACCAUGCUAAAGAAACUCAAAAGAAGAGUCACAAAAAUCAUCACAAAACCAUUCAAGCAAAAACCCAAAAAAACCCAACCUCAACCUCAACCUCCCCUUUCUCCUUCCCCUUCCCCUUCACCACCGCCUCCCUCUCCUCCUCCUCCUCCUCCCACCACCAUGCCACCGCCAAGGGAAACCCGAACCCACCCGUUUCGCUUCCCCCAAACCCAAUCCACCGUCCUCCCCGACCCGGCCCGAUUCUUCUCCCCCAACCUCCUCUCCUCCCCUCUCCCCACCAACUCCUUCUUCCAAAACUUCGUCCUCAAAAACGGCGACCAGCCCGAGUACAUCCACCCCUACCUCAUCAAAUCCUCUCUCUCCUCCCUCUCUCUCUCCUACCCGUCUCAGUUCUCCUCCCCCGCCUUCACUUACCAGGUCUUCACCCCUGACCUCACCAUCUCUUCCGCAAACAACACAAACCCUAGCUCCCCCCACGUGGUCUCUUCCUUCAGCGAUCUGGGCUUGACCCUUGACCUGCCUUCUAGUGGUCUCAGGUUUUUCCUCGUUAGGGGCAGCCCUUACUUGACUUGUGUCGUCUCCAGCAACGUUUCCAUAGCUAUCUCCACCGUCCAUGCCAUUCUUCAGUUCAAUUCCAAUAGCUCUAACACUAAGUACACCAUUACUCUCAAUAAUAAUCAGAAAUGGGUUUUGUAUACUUCUUCGCCGAUUGACUUGCGUAAUGACGUUUCUUCCAUAACUUCAGGUGGGUUUGGCGGGAUUAUACGGAUUGCAAUUUUACCGGAUUCUGAUCCUAAGUCUGAAGCAAUCCUAGAUCAAUUCAGUUCUUGUUAUCCGGUAUCCGGUGAAGCUGUUUUCGCUAAGCCAUUUUGUUUGGAGUACAAGUGGGAUAAGAAAGGGUGGGGAGACUUGCUCAUGCUUGCCCACCCUCUCCAUGUCCGGCUUCUUGCUGGUAACGAAUGUGGAAUGACUGUUUUGGACAAUUUCAAGUACAAAAGUAUUGAUGGUGAGCUUGUGGGCAUUGUUGGAGAUUCAUGGCUAUUGAAAUCUGACCCUGUUUCUGUUACUUGGCAUUCUAUUGGAGGUGUCAAAGAAGAAUCAUAUCCUGAAAUUAUUGAUGCACUUGUCAAAGAUGUUGGGGCUUUAGAUGCAGCCUCAAUAUCGACAAAUUCAUCUUAUUUUUAUGGAAAACUUGUUGCAAGAGCAGCAAGGUUAGGUUUAAUUGCUGAGGAGUUGUCUUAUGUUGAUGUAAUCCCAAGUAUCCGGAAGUACUUAAAGAAUACAAUUGAGCCAUGGUUAAACGGAACUUUUGGGCCGAACGGAUUCUUGUAUGAUGCCAAGUGGGGUGGGAUUGUGACUCAACUAGGGUCUUUGGAUUCUGGUGCAGAUUUCGGGUUUGGUCUCUAUAAUGAUCACCAUUACCAUUUGGGCUAUUUUCUUUACGGAAUUGCAGUACUAGCAAAGAUUGAUCCGGCUUGGGGGAGAAAGUACAGGCCUCAAGCUUAUUCACUUAUGGCAGAUUUCAUGAACUUGGGUAGGCGUGGGAAUUCAUCGUAUCCCCGGUUGAGGUGUUUUGAUUUGUGGAAAUUACAUUCAUGGGCUGGAGGGUUAACUGAAUUCGGAGAUGGGAGAAAUCAAGAGAGCACAAGUGAGGCUGUGAACGCGUACUACUCCGCAGCUUUGAUGGGGUUGGCUUAUGGGGACACCCACCUUGUUGCCGUUGGAUCCACACUCUCAGCAAUGGAGAUUCAUUCGGCUCAAACGUGGUGGCACGUGAGAGAAAGAGAUACUUUAUAUCCACAAGAUUUUACAAGGGAGAAUAGGGUAGUGGGGGUUUUAUGGGCUAACAAGAGGGACAGUGGUCUUUGGUUUGCUCCGCCCGAGUGGAAGGAAUGCAGGCUGGGGAUUCAGCUGCUGCCGUUGUUGCCUAUUUCUGAGGUUUUGUUUUCUGAAAUCAGUUUUGUGAAAGAGCUGGUGACGUGGACGUUGCCGGCCUUGGCAAGAGAGGGAGUUGGAGUAGGGUGGAAGGGGUUUUUGUAUGCAUUACAAGGGGUUUAUGAUAAAGAGGGUGCUUUGGGUCAGAUUAGAAACUUGAAUGGUUUUGACGACGGGAACUCGCUUACGAAUCUUUUGUGGUGGAUUCACAGUAGAGGUGGUGAUGAAGAAGAAGGGUGUGAGGGGGGAGGGAAGUUCUGCUGGUUUGGUCACUACUGUCAUUGAAAUGGUAAGUUCUUGAGUACUUGAGGGUGGCCUUGAAUAAGAGGAUUUGUGUAUGAUGCUGAGUAUUUCCAAGGCUUCAACCAUUCCUUCUGAGAAUAACUAUAUUAUUUUUGAUUACUUUCCUCAUAUCGUUUUAUACACCUUGUAUUUGUUUUUUCUGUUUUUGGGCUCUUUCUCUGCAGACAGGUUGAAGCUAGCCCUUGGCCAGUCAUGUUAUCGGUCCCAUGACUACUUGCGUUGUUUGAACUGGACCUUGUAUUGUUUACAUGCCUAAAAAUGAUAUGGAUCAUUUUGCGUUUCUUCUGAA
Molecule: messenger RNA, 2826 nt
Organism: Rhododendron vialii
Lineage: Eukaryota; Viridiplantae; Streptophyta; Magnoliopsida; Ericales; Ericaceae
Product: glucan endo-1,3-beta-D-glucosidase ARB_01444-like
Exons: 2
Coding region: 303-2519 (738 amino acids)
Molecular function (GO): endo-1,3(4)-beta-glucanase activity
Source: RefSeq, a predicted model, not a curated record